UGAGUGAUCAUGUCCUUGUUCAAAUCGCGAGAAUGGUGGAGUACAAAUUGCGGAAUAGAUGAAACAUUUGGUGCCUUUCACAUGUGUGUGGCCGACUAUGAAAGCGUAAUCAAUGGCGUUGUCAAGCAAAUAAUCAUAGUAGGCAGUUUGGAGGGCUACCUUCGAAUUUACGAUCCACAACCGCAGUCAUCAUCAGCUGAUGAGAAUUCUUGUUCUUCGGAUUUACAACUCGAAACACAAUUAGCACUACCAGUCCUAGCAGUUUUAUCAGGGCGAUUCAACAAUACUGAGGGAUUACAUGUAGCCGUACUUCACCCAAAGCACUUACGCGUUCUUCGCAUUAUGAUUAAUGAGAAUACCCAAUUAAAUUCUCAUUGUACUGUGGAUUUUAUGUACGAGCAUAAACUGCCCUUACAUGGAUACACGCUUAUUGCUGGACCAUCGAACGUGCUAUGCGUGCAGUCACUGACCGAGGGAACGCUUAUGUUUUUCGAGAAUGAGAGAGUCGGCGUGAGUUUCAAAUUACCUACUCUUCAUCUUCUUCCGUCACCCAUGUGUUAUGUUUCUUCAACUGAAAGCUUCAUCGUUUGCGAUUCGUCUUGGAAUCUUCACAGCUACAACUAUCAAUCGUUGGCGAACUCGACGGUAGAAGGAUCUCGUGCAUCGAACAAACUUUUGUCUGAUUGGGAAUUUGAACUUGGGGAAGCAGCGCUAGACGUGCAAUACAUUGGCACAUAUGUUGUCACAUUGGGCGAAAGACAUCUUUAUUGCCUAAAGGAUACCGACGGAACUAUUGUGUGGACUAGAAAACUAGACUAUCACCCGAUGUGCUGCACUCUCUUGAUUCCACCGGACUCCCCUGAUAGCUUUGUAGUUUUAGUAUGCACAGAUGCGCAUACUUUACUUGUCUAUAAGGACAAUUUGGUCGAAUGGAAUUGCAAGUUACCCGUUACGCCGUUAGUUAUUAAAACAGCAACUAUACAGUCCAUAAAAGGAUUGAUAAUCUCUCUAUCUGACGUUGGCCAACUGAACGUUUUGUACAUGGGAACACAACAAGUGCAGUACGGUUUUCUCCACGAAGCUUCCCAGCGUCCAGUUAAUUAUGAACGCGGGCUUAAGGAAGUCCAACAACUUACAAAGUCUCUUCGUUCAGGACAACUGAAAGACUUAGCACCAAAAGAAAAAGAAAUGGAACUGGAUCUAAAACUCGAUUCCAGCAACUGUAGCGAAUACUUGGAAACACAAGAAUUAGUAGAAGCAAUCAAAGGUCAUAUAAAAAUUGCUAUGCCGAAAAAUCCGCACGGAAAUAUCCGAGUGUUAUUUAACUGUGAUCCAUUGAUUACUGCCACACCUUCCGAAACCUGCCUUCAACUCAAUAGUGUAGGAGAAGCUGAUUUGCCUGUCAUGUUCCACGCUGUCCCAACAAAAAGCGGAAUGGUUGCUUCACUGCGUGUGGAAGUUUCCGUCGUUACAAUGUUGACAGGAACUUGUUCAAUGACGAGACAUUUCGACUUGCCAUUGCAGCUGGUUGCAAGCCUUUCAGUGCCGGUGCGUGAAGCCCAUAUCAAAGUAACUCUAUCGACGAAUCAGCCGGCUGCCAAUUUAGUCCAUCUCUUUCAAGAUUUUCCAGUGGAAGAUUCCAUGUCUAACGUGAUUGCUUUCAAGCAUCGUAAUGGGACAAUAGUGUCCCUUCUGGUCUCCAAAACCACAAACAAAUAUCGGUUACAGUCAGACAGUUUGGCGGCGCUAGCUUUACUAGUCGAUGAUCUGCAGAGGCGAUUACGUCUUCACUUUAGCGAAGCGGAAAAUCUACAAGUGAAUUUAGACUCACCCUUUCCCAUUCAGGAAAUAUGGAAUCAGGUUGAGUCUCACUAUACCCUCUACACGGAAUUGAGAAAAGAAAUGAUGAAACUUGGCCAAACCAGCCGUCAGUUCCAGAUCAUUCAACGCGUAUUCCAUAACAAGAUUCUCAAUACCAAGACGGUCGAUCUCACUCAAGGCACUUUUACCGCUGUGCAGUUAGCUCAAGACCACGUCAGUCGUUGCGUACAACAAGUUGAGUUGUUGCAAGAGAAAUUUGAAACUGCCACUUACUCGUUGGAAGGCUCACUCAAAUGUAUUCUGUCUUUACUCAAAAUGGAAACUGACAGUGUUAAAAAGCGAAAUGUUGAUUUACUUGAAAAAGCUCUACUACCUGUUGAACAUCUAAAUAUCGAUCAGGUAAUAAGUGCACUAUGUUUAUGA
This is a messenger RNA of Daphnia pulicaria, 2244 nucleotides long. RefSeq names its product protein PTHB1-like (gene BBS9). Lineage: Eukaryota; Metazoa; Arthropoda; Branchiopoda; Diplostraca; Daphniidae. Gene Ontology annotation, biological process: cilium assembly. Gene Ontology annotation, cellular component: BBSome; membrane. Bases 10 to 2244 code for a protein of 744 amino acids. The transcript is spliced from 11 exons. The record is from RefSeq and is a predicted model, not a curated record.